Oncorhynchus gorbuscha (pink salmon) is the source of this 993-nucleotide messenger RNA. RefSeq names its product pollen-specific leucine-rich repeat extensin-like protein 3. Lineage: Eukaryota; Metazoa; Chordata; Actinopteri; Salmoniformes; Salmonidae. Bases 1 to 993 code for a protein of 330 amino acids. The record is from RefSeq and is a predicted model, not a curated record. The transcript is spliced from 2 exons.
AUGGGAGCUCAGGCCAGCCCACCAGUACGGCCCAGCAUCCACAGUAUCAGAUUCCUCUUGAAGCCUUUGUCUGGCUUCACUCUCGGGUUACCCAUCGGUUCACCUGGUCAGGCCAACACAGUAACACUAGUCCCCUCCAGUCUCCACAGCCCCACCGUGACCCUCCUGGGAGAAUCAAACUGCCCUCAGUCACAUCCUGAGGGCUUCCAAAGAGACCUGAGCCCACCUGUACACCGCCCCAAACACAGCCCGUACACCGCCCCAAACACAGCCCGGACACCGCCCCCAAACACAGCCCGGACACCGCCCCCAAACACAGCCCGGACACCGCCCCAAACACAGCCCGGACACCGCCCCAAACACAGCCCGGACACCGCCCCCGGACACAGCCCGGACACCGCCCCCGGACACCGCCCGGACACCGCCCCCGGACACCGCCCCGGACACCGCCCCCGGACACCGCCCGGACACCGCCCCCGGACACCGCCCCCAAACACAGCCCCCAAACACAGCCCGGACACCGCCCCCCAAACACAGCCCGGACACCGCCCCCAAACACAGCCCGGACACCGCCCCCAAACACAGCCCGGACACCGCCCCCAAACACAGCCCGGACACCGCCCCAAACACAGCCCGGACACCGCCCCCAAACACAGCCCGGACACCGCCCCCAAACACAGCCCGGACACCGCCCCCAAACACAGCCCGGACACCGCCCCCAAACACAGCCCGGACACCGCCCCCAAACACAGCCCGGACACCGCCCCAAACACAGCCCGGACACCGCCCCCAAACACAGCCCGGACACCGCCCCCAAACACAGCCCGGACACCGCCCCAAACACAGCCCGGACACCGCCCCAAACACAGCCCGGACACCGCCCCAAACACAGCCCGGACACCGCCCCAAACACAGCCCGGACAACGCCCCAAACACAGCCCGGACAACGCCCCAAACCCUAAAUACAGGAUGGUCCAGAUCCUACCGAUAUAA